AGUGCAACACAGCCUGACUGGAUGAGUAGCAACAGCAGCAACAGCAAUAGCACUAGCAGCAUCUCCUUUGUGGCUUGCUGGGGGGCUCGGUCACUAGAGCACCGCGCUCCCGCUCACAGACACACAGGUGCUCCCAGUGCCACCGUCACACACACGUAGUGGCAGUGGCAGUCGUCGUCAGAGCCGGGGCUGGGGCAGGGACAGGGACCGCUACCUUGACGACUGGAGCUACGGUGACAGCAGCUGCGGCACCAUGGCGCAAGCCGCCAAGCAGCUCCGCAAGAACAAGGACCUAGCGGAGCUCGCCGCUCAGGAGCUGAAGGAUAAGGAGGAGGAGAAGAACAAGAAGAGGAAUCGAUCGAGGGACCGCAGACGCAAGGCUCAUGUGGUUCAGCGCCGGCUUGGCCAUCAGGACAGUAGUGUGAGCUCUGAGAGGUCGACCAGUCGAGCCCGGGGAAUAUGGUACUAUGACUACAGAGCGGAUGCUGUCACCAGUUUCCUCCGUGCGGCCCGUUCAGGGAACCUUGACAAGGCUCUUGAACACAUCAAGAAUGGAAUAGACAUCAACACAUCAAAUCAGAAUGGGCUCAAUGGUUUGCAUCUGGCCUCGAAAGAAGGCCACGUCAAGAUGGUCCUGGGGCUACUACACGCAGGCAUUGUCUUGGAGACCACCACUAAGAAAGGGAACACUGCCCUCCAUAUCGCUGCGUUGGCAGGCCAGGAGAAAGUGGUGGCUGAGCUCGUCAACUAUGGAGCCAACGUCAAUUCCCAGUCCCAGAAAGGCUUCAGUCCCCUCUACAUGGCUGCACAAGAGAACCACUUAGAGGUAGUUAAGUUCCUGUUAGAGAAUGGAGCCAAUCAGAGCCUUCCAACAGAGGAUGGGUUCACGCCGCUGGCGGUGGCUCUCCAGCAGGGUCAUGAGAACGUGGUGGCUCUGCUCAUCAACUACGGCACCAAGGGCAAGGUCCGUCUUCCCGCUUUGCACAUCGCUGCACGCAACGACGACACACGCACUGCCGCAGUGCUGUUGCAGAAUGACCCUAACCCCGAUGUCCUCAGCAAGACUGGCUUCACUCCUCUCCACAUCGCGGCUCACUAUGAGAACCUGAGUGUCGCCCAACUGCUAAUUAACAGAGGAGCCAAUGUCAACUAUACUCCCAAGAAUGGUAUCACCCCCCUGCACAUAGCUUCUAGGAGGGGUAAUGCGAUCAUGGUUCGGCUUUUGCUGGACAGAGGGGCCCAGAUAGACGCCAUGACCAAGGAUGAGCUGACCCCUUUGCACUGUGCGGCCAGGAACGGUCACGUGAGGAUCAUCGAUCUCCUGCUGGACCAGGGGGCUCCCAUCCAGGCCAAGACCAAGAAUGGCCUGUCCCCCAUCCACAUGGCGGCCCAGGGAGACCACAUGGACUGUGUGAGGCAGCUCCUUCAGUACAACGCUGAGAUCGAUGACAUCACGCUGGACCACCUGACCCCUCUACACGUGGCGGCCCACUGUGGUCACCACCGCAUGGCCAAAGUGCUGCUGGACAAGGGGGCCAAGGCCAACGCACGUGCACUGAAUGGGUUCACUCCCCUCCACAUUGCCUGUAAGAAGAACCACAUGCGCUCCAUGGACCUGCUUCUGAAACACUCGGCCUCCCUGGAGGCCGUCACAGAGUCUGGUCUGACCCCCCUGCAUGUAGCAGCCUUCAUGGGCCACCUGAACAUUGUGAAGAACCUGCUCCACAGAGGUGCUUCUCCCAAUGCCUCCAAUGUGAAAGUGGAGACGCCCCUCCAUAUGGCGUCCAGGGCAGGCCACUGUGAGGUGGCUCAGUUCCUGCUGCAGAACACAGCCCAGGUGGACGCCAAGGCUAAGGAUGACCAGACCCCUCUGCACUGUGCGGCCCGUAUGGGACAUAAGGAGCUGGUCAAGCUGCUCCUGGAGCACAAGGCCAAUCCUGACUCGGCCACCACCGCUGGCCACACCCCCUUACACAUCGCUGCCCGUGAGGGACACGCCCACACCACCCGCAUUCUCCUGGACGGGGCGGCCCAACAAACCAAGAUGACAAAGCAGAAAGGCUUCACUCCUCUCCAUGUGGCCUGUAAGUAUGGCAAAGUGGACGUGGUCGAGCUGCUGCUGGAGAGAGGAGCCAACCCCAACGCGGCUGGGAAGCAGAACGGCCUGACUCCUCUACACGUGGCCGUCCAUCACAACAACCUGGACGUGGUCAAGCUGCUGGUCAGCAAGGGAGGCAACGCACACAGCACUGCCCGGAACGGCUACACUCCUCUGCACAUUGCAGCCAAGCAGAACCAGAUGGAGGCGGCCGGCUGCCUGCUGCAGUAUGGGGCCUCUGCCAACGCUGAGUCCCUCCAGGGGGUCACACCCCUCCACCUGGCCUCACAGGAGGGACAGCCAGACAUGGUGGCCUUGCUCAUCUCCAAACAGGCCAAUGUCAACCUGGGGAACAAGAAUGGACUGACCCCUCUGCACCUGGUGGCCCAGGAAGGUCACGUAGGGAUAGCAGACACCCUGGUCAAAGAGGGGGCAUCAGUCUACGCAGCCUCACGGAUGGGCUACACAGCGCUUCAUGUGGCCUGUCACUAUGGCAACAUCAAGAUGGUGAAGUUCCUCCUGCAGCAGCAGGCUCAUGUGAACAGCAAGACCAGAGUGGGCUACACUCCCCUGCACCAGGCCGCCCAGCAGGGUCAUACUGACAUAGUCACCCUGCUGCUCAAACACGGAGCCCAGCCCAACGAGAUCACCACCAAUGGGACCUCUCCUCUGGGCAUUGCCAAACGACUUGGUUACAUCUCUGUCAUUGAUGUGCUGAAGUUGGUCACCGAGGAGGCCGUUUCCGUGAUCACCACAGAGAAACAUCGGAUGAGUUUCCCGGAGACAGUAGAUGAGAUAUUGGAUGUUUCAGAGGAUGAGGGCGUUGCAGCGCUAACGUUAGGUGAUGAGUUGCUGGGGAUGGAUGGUGCUCGCUACCUGAAGCUUGACGACCUCAAGGACCAGGAUGAUGAUUUCCUGUCCCCUAAGAAGACCCUCAGAGACUUUGAGGGCGGCCUGGGCACCACGCCCUACUCUCCUGCUAUUCCCAGAAUCCCAUGUGUGUCCCCUGAAACUGUCCUGCUUGAGGGGCACACCCCUGUCCCCUUGCCUAAGGAGUAUGAUGAGGACUCUCUGAUCCCCAGCAGUCCUGCUACAGAGACCUCCGACAAUGUUAGCCCAGUGGCCAGCCCCAUACACACAGGGUUCCUGGUCAGUUUCAUGGUGGAUGCCCGAGGGGGCUCCAUGCGUGGCAGCAGACACCACGGGCUGCGUGUCAUCAUCCCCCCUCGGACCUGUGCUGCCCCCACCCGCAUCACCUGUCGUCUGGUCAAACCCCUGAAACUCAACACCCCACCCCCGCUGGUAGAGGGAGAGGGCCUGGCCAGCCGUAUCAUCUCCCUGGGGCCCUCCAGUAUGCAGUUCCUAGGGCCAGUGAUAGUGGAGAUUCCCCACUUCGCUUCUCUGGGUCGAGGGGACCGGGAGCUGGUUGUUCUGCGCAGUGAGAACGGCUCUGUCUGGAAGGAGCAUCGCAAUCGCUAUGGCGACGAGGUGCUCGAGACCAUUUUGAAUGGCAUGGAUGAAGACCUGGAGAGUCACGAGGACUUGGAGAAGAAGAGAAUCCGCCGCAUCAUCUCCACGGACUUCCCCCUCUACUUCGCUGUGGUGUCCCGCGUCCAGCAGGAGAGCGACCUGAUUGGCCCAGAGGGCGGUCAGCUGGCCAGCAUGCUGGUCCCUCAUGUCCAAGCCAUCUUCCCUGAGACAGCGGUCACCAAGAAAGUUCGACUGGGGCUGCAGGCUCAGCCUAUCCCAGACGAGCUUCUGACUCGACAGCUUGGUAACCAAGCGACCUUCAGCCCAGUGGUCACGGUCGAGCCACGACGACGCAAGUUCCACCGGCCAAUAGGAUUACGCAUCCCGCUGCCCCCAUCUUGGAGGGAGAGUCCACGUGACGCUGGGGAGGGGGACACCACCAGCCUGCGCCUCCUCUGCAGUGUCAUUGGUGGAACAUCACCUGCCCAGUGGGAGGACAUCACUGGCACCACCAAGCUGAUGUACACCAACAACUGCGCCAACUUCACCACCAACGUCUCUGCAAGGUUCUGGCUGGCAGACUGCCCGCGCACAGCCGAGGUGGUGACCUUCGCCAACCUGCUGUACCGGGAGCUGAUGGCCGUGCCCUACAUGGCCAAGUUUGUAAUAUUUGCCAAAAUGAAUGAGGCGCGCGAGGGCCGCCUACGCUGCUACUGCAUGACCGACGACAAGAUGGACAAAACCCUGGAGCUGCACGAGAACUUCAGCGAGGUGGCCCGGAGCAGGGAUAUAGAGGUGAUGGAGGGCAUGCCGCUGCACCUGGAGUGCUCUGGGAACCUGGUGCCUGUGAGGAAGGCCACUCAGCAGCCACGCAGCUUCAGCUUCCAAGCCUUCAGAGAUAACAGACUGCCCGUCUCUGUCAAGGUCAGAGACAGCAAUAAGGAAGCCUCUGGGUUCCUUUCUUUCCUGCGCAAGUCUACCAAGUAUGAGGAAGCACAGCACGUGCUGUGUAACCUCAACAUCACCAUGCCACCCUGUGUCAAGGUUGUUGGGAGUGAGGAACGGAGGCGAACUCUGACCCCGUUGGCCCUGAGGGAGCGCUACAACGCACUGAAUGAGCCCGGUCUGGCUACAGUGAAUGCCAUGGAGAGGACCGAGCUCAAGAUCUCCCUAAUAUCUGAACAGCUGGGAUUGAGCUGGGCAGAGUUGGCAAGGGAGCUGCAUUUUGGUGUGGAUGACAUUAACAAAAUCAGGGUGGAGAAUCCUAACUCCCUCCUGGACCAGAGUUCAGCCCUACUCAACCUGUGGGCUGGCCGGGAGGGCAAGAGGGCCAAGAUGGAGAGUAUAUAUGUAGCUUUGAAGAACAUUGACCGUUCAGACAUUGUGAGUUCCGUGGAGGGCCAGCCACAGGCAGGGGCUGGGGCCUCAGAGGAGGGGGCCUGCAGACUGGUUGACCACGACUCCACCCUGCUCUCCCCCAGUGUUAUCAAUGGUUACGGACUUGUGCAGGAAGAGCUGCUCUCCCCGGCCUCCAUGCAGUACAGUCUGCCCUCUCCACUGGGAGCUGAGCCCUACUGGCAGGAGGUCUCCAGCCUGGAGUGUGCACCCAUCGCCACCACCGAAGAAGACACCCUGAUGGAGAUGUCAGACGUGCAGGUGUGGCCCUCGGGGGUCAGCCCCUCCCUUGUCACAGUGGAGGACUCAUCCCUGGAUGGCAGCAGCCGGGCUGACGACUCAGAGGGGGCCACCCUGUCCCUGCCCUGCAGCCUGGGCCGCCCCAGCAGUGGGGCCAGUGGCUCCAUCAUGGAGCUGGAGGAGGAGGAAGAGGAGGAGGAGGAAGGGGAAGUAGAGGAGGAGGAGGAGGCGCGGCAGGAGCUGGCGGACAGGGACAGGGUGAGGGCCAGCGGCGCCGUGCCAAAGGUCAACCUGAAUGGCCAGCUGGGAGGUCAAAGGUCGGAGGGCAGGAAGGUGGAGGUAGCAGCAUCAGUGGCGGGCAGCAGUAUGACUGGAGGAGGAGCGAGGGGAGGAGGAGGACUAAGACAGAGUUCAGAGGAAGGGCUUUCUGUUGUUGCAGGGCAGCAGGUUUAUGCCCAGCUGUGUGAGAUGUCAGGACUGAGCCGAGCAAUGGAGCACAAUGGAGACAACAGGGUGGUUGGGGGGGGUGCGUUCCAGCCGUACCUCCCCAACAAGGACUCCCUGCGCGGCUGGGCAGGGUCGCAGGCGCCCAGGCUGCCCCGGCAGAGUGUGGAGACGCUGAUGAUGUCACCAAGGUCUCGUGUACCCCAAGAGGCUCUGCUGACACCGGUGUGUGACAUGGGGGCAGUCGGAGGUGCUGUGCAGGCACCUGUUUGGGACACAGCCCUUCGACAAGGUGUUGGGCUUCUCACACCAAGAGGCAGGGCUCCUGGUUGUCAUGCCGACCGACCACCUGCCACUUCCUGUGCCUGGAGGAGGGACUUCCUGUCCAUGCCUGCGAUAGAUAGGACAAUCUUUUAAUUUGGUUUCAAUCAUAAAUAUUCCAACAAUCAAAACCCAAAUGUUGACGUUAUGUCACGUCAUUAUCUGAAAUUGGCUUAAUGGGGCAAAGUUGUGUUGUGUGGUUUGUAAACCUGUGUACUAAUGUCAUGUGGUUAUUUUAUGUGUUAUAUCCUGAUGUUUUGACACAGAUUGAUGCCGAUAAAGAGGACUAUGCUGUUGAGUUCCUGGCUGAGGAGCAGUUGGUGGACGAACAUGGAAACGUUGUCACUAGGAA
Molecule: messenger RNA, 6320 nt
Organism: Salvelinus fontinalis (brook trout)
Lineage: Eukaryota; Metazoa; Chordata; Actinopteri; Salmoniformes; Salmonidae
Product: ankyrin-1-like
Exons: 41
Coding region: 254-6064 (1936 amino acids)
Biological process (GO): signal transduction
Molecular function (GO): protein binding
Source: RefSeq, a predicted model, not a curated record